Messenger RNA from Sitophilus oryzae (rice weevil), 2016 nucleotides. RefSeq names its product chitooligosaccharidolytic beta-N-acetylglucosaminidase-like. Gene Ontology annotation, cellular component: membrane. The record is from RefSeq and is a predicted model, not a curated record. Gene Ontology annotation, molecular function: beta-N-acetylhexosaminidase activity. NCBI's taxonomy places the organism in Eukaryota, Metazoa, Arthropoda, Insecta, Coleoptera, Curculionidae. The transcript has 4 exons. The coding region runs from base 79 to 1887 and encodes 602 amino acids. Gene Ontology annotation, biological process: ganglioside catabolic process; carbohydrate metabolic process; glycosaminoglycan metabolic process.
GUGUAGAUAAGAUUUUUCAACAUAAAUGGAGUGCGUGUACUCUGAUUUUUUUAUUCUGUUACAAAUUGGUUUAGAAACAUGACAGAAAUCAAAAAUUUCUUUUACAUAUUAAUUUUGUUUUCACCUCAUUUACUUAACAGUGUUUACUCAGCUUACUACUACAAAUGCCAAGAAAGCUACUGCAUCAAAGAAGAAAUCACUAAUAACACUACCGAUCCACUGCUGAGUUUACCAGAAUGCAACGUACUUUGCCUAGAUUCAGCAGGUCUAUGGCCCAAACCCACUGGAAAUGUCAGCAUUUCAAAUUUAACCGAAAUAAAUUCCAGUAACUUCAUAUUCAGUCCAUUUCCGAAUUCUUCGAUAUAUAACUUGGUCAAUAAGAGCAUCGAAAUAUUUCGUUAUCAAAUCAACGAACUGAAACCUUGUAGAUUCUUUCUCAAAUCAACAAGUUCAAACUUAACUUCAGUAAAUAUAACUUUGAAUAUCUCAGAUGUUGAAUCAAAUACUCCAAAAAUUGAUACAGAUGAAAAUUACAAUCUUACUGCUGUGUUUGAUGAAGAAAAUAAUGUUAUUCAAGUAACCGUAAAUUCAGCAACAUAUUUCGGAGCUAGACAUGGACUUGAGACUCUUACCCAGCUUGUAGUUUUUGAUGAUAUAAGAAACAGAAUUCUUCUACCCAGCAAUAUUAGUAUUUCUGAUGGACCCAAAUUUAAAUGGAGAGGAAUAGUAUUAGACACCUCCAGAAACUUCAUAACACCCAAAGCCAUUAAAAGAACCCUCAAAGGCAUGGCUGCUUCGAAGUUAAAUACAUUUCACUGGCAUAUUACUGACACAGCAAGCUUUCCAUAUGUAUCUCAAUCCAGGCCUGAGCUUUCUGAAGCUGGUGCGUACAGCGCGAGGAAAGUUUAUGAUGACCAAACUGUAAGGGAUAUUGUUGAGUAUGGUAGGGUGAGGGGUAUAAAGGUUGUUCCUGAAUUGGAUGCACCAGCUCAUGUUGGGGAAGGAUGGCAGAAUACCGGGGUAUUGACGUGUUUCAACUGGACACCUUGGGGUUCAUACUGUAACGAGCCACCAUGUGGACAGUUUGAUAUUUCACAGUCAGAAAUAUUCAAUUAUCUUGAAGAUAUCUAUGGAGAUAUGCUAGACCAAUUUGGCACAGAAAUAUUCCACAUGGGUGGGGACGAAAUCAACAUAAAUUGCUGGAACAACACAGACACCAUGACUGACUGGAUGGUAAACGAGAAAGGCUGGAACCUAACAAAAUCCGGAUUCUACGAAGCCUGGAUCUACUUCCAGCAAGAAGCUCAGGCAAGACUUUGGAACAAGGCCGGAAAAGAUGUACCAAUAAUACUCUGGAGCAGCGAUUUAACAGCUCUGGACAAUGUCACCGAUGUUCUACCUACGGAAAAUUAUUACAUACAAGUUUGGACUACUGCGGACGACUCAGCAAUUCAAACUUUGCUGAAUAAGAAUUAUACAAUUAUUUUGAGUAACUAUGACGCUCUGUAUUUGGAUUGUGGUUUGUCUUCUUGGGUUUCAACUGGUAAUAACUGGUGUAGUCCAUACAAGGGAUGGCAAACUGUGUAUGACAACAAACCCUCAGAUAUAGCAGGAAACAAGACUAGUCAAGUUCUAGGAGGUGAAGUGGCUCUGUGGACCGAACAAACCGAUUCAAGUUCCGUUGAUGUUCGCCUCUGGCCUAGAGCAGCAGCUCUGGCGGAGACUCUGUGGACAGACCCUAGUACUGAUUACAGUGCAGCAGAAGAAAGGAUGUUACUGCAUAGAGAACGAUUGGUAGACUUGGGAAUUAAUGCAGAUGCUUUGGAGCCGGAAUGGUGCUUCAAAUACCAGCAGCAUUGUCCUUCAAGUGGUGUGUUUAAUGUAUGAUAACUAGUAGUGCGUGUAAUAGUGUAUUAAUUCGAAAUAAAGCUAUAUUAGAGUAUAGGACAAUUAAUAAAACUUAAUAAAAGUCGUAAUUUUGUCACUAUAAUUGUUCACUUUUAAUACAUACAUAUA